AUGGCUUCCUUUGAAUGCUCUAAUCUCAAAAGAAUUCAAAAACAUCAACGCAUAAUCAAAAAAAGAAAUGCAAAAAAUUCAAUCGCACCAUCAAAAACAGAUAAACUUUUAUUUCCAGAAUACCUCGAUUCAUCGUUGUCGCUUACCGGAACAAUUUCACCCGAGUCAAAAGAUAUCAAUCUUUUCACCUCUGAUUCGCCUAAAAUUAGCUAUCAAACCAAUGAUCCCACAGCUCAAUCACAUCAUUCUGAGAAAGUACAAUUUUCUAUGACUAACCAAACGACGUCGCCAAUUUCUCUAGAUGACAUUAUUUCUCUAGAUGACAUUAUAACGUCGAUUAUAAUGCGAGGCCUCACUUGGUGUCUUCUAUUACUAACUCAGUUGGAAUCAAUGAUUUUAUUUCACUGGCGACAACCUUAUAUUUCAUUAUUAAUUUGGGCAAUUUCCUGCGUUCUUGUCUAUUGGUUUGAUAAUUAUGAUAAACUACAGAAAAAGCUUGGUACUCAAAUGCUUCGAGAAAAUCGAAGCAAAGAAAUAAAUUAA
This is a messenger RNA of Ambispora gerdemannii, 543 nucleotides long. Lineage: Eukaryota; Fungi; Glomeromycota; Glomeromycetes; Archaeosporales; Ambisporaceae. The record is from the annotation of a GenBank genome assembly.